Molecule: messenger RNA, 2145 nt
Organism: Striga asiatica
Lineage: Eukaryota; Viridiplantae; Streptophyta; Magnoliopsida; Lamiales; Orobanchaceae
Source: the annotation of a GenBank genome assembly
AUGCCUAUACAGAACUUGGUAAAAUUCACUACUUUGCAUUCCCUUCAACGAAAAAAGACCUCCUUUGCCCUGCUUCGCACAUUCCCAGAAAACAAACUCAGCCAAAAACAUCUCAUGGCCUCAUCACUCAUCACUAAUCCUCUAAUCUCCUCCAACUUCCUCCGCACCCAAAGCUUCUUCUCCAGUUCACCUCGCGCACGUAUAACACUUCCCAGAAAAUUCCCAAUCCCACAGUCCCUUUUCAACGGUAAAAAUCCCAAGAAACCAACAAUUAUCCGAAAUCACGCAGCUGUAGCUGCCCUGCUCUUCUCAUCAGUCAUUCCGCAAGCACUCGCACUAGACAAUGCUCCCCCACAACCACCUCCUGCCCCACAAGUAAUUGAGAUCGAGGCCCAAAAGCCCGGCACGUCGUCUCCCUUCGGCCCGAACCUGAUCCUGGACGCCCCCAAGCCGCAGUCACUGCCCGCCUCAGAUCUCCCGGAGGGUUCCCUGUGGCGCUACAGCGAGUUAUUGAACGCGGUGAGGAAGGGAAAGGUCGAGCGUGUGAGGUUCAGCAAUGACGGAGGUGCCCUUCAGCUGACCGCCGUCGAUGGUCGCAAGGCCGCCGUGGUCGUCCCCAACGACCCGGAUUUGAUUGACAUUUUGGCCAUGAAUGGCGUCGAAAUCACAGUCUCCGAAGGAGAGUCCGAGAACGGGCUGUUCAAUUUCAUAGUGAGUCUGCUUUUCCCCCUCCUCGCUUUCGGCGGGCUUUAUUUCCUGUUCAGACGGGCCCAAGGCGGCCCGGAAGGGCCCGGCGGCCUUGGAGGGCCCAUGGACUUCGGCCGGUCCAAAUCCAGGUUCCAGGAGGUCCCGGAGACCGGCGUCACUUUUGCUGAUGUGGCCGGUUGUCUUUUAGUGGGCCCUCCAGGCACGGGGAAGACCCUUUUGGCUCGAGCAGUGGCUGGCGAAGCUGGGGUGCCGUUUUUCUCUUGCGCAGCCUCGGAAUUUGUAGAAUUGUUUGUGGGGGUCGGGGCUUCGAGAGUGAGGGAUUUGUUUGAGAAAGCAAAGUCGAAAGCGCCUUGCAUUGUAUUUAUAGACGAAAUUGAUGCCGUUGGGCGGCAAAGAGGGGCUGGACUUGGGGGUGGUAAUGAUGAGAGAGAGCAGACUAUUAAUCAGCUUUUGACUGAGAUGGAUGGGUUUUCCGGUAAUUCGGGUGUGAUUGUGCUGGCUGCAACUAACAGGCCCGAUGUUCUUGAUUCGGCCUUGUUGAGGCCUGGGAGGUUCGACCGGCAGGUUAUGGUGGACAGACCAGAUGUUGCUGGCAGGGUUAAGAUUCUUAAGGUCCAUUCAAGGGGAAAGGCGCUUGCAAAGGAUGUUGAUUUCGAAAAGAUUGCACGGAGGACACCAGGUUUUACUGGUGCAGAUUUGCAAAACCUAAUGAAUGAGGCAGCCAUUAUUGCAGCACGACGCAACUUUACCGAAAUAAGCAAAGACGAGAUAUCCGAUGCCUUGGAGAGAAUAAUAGCUGGACCAGAAAAGAAAAAUGCUGUUGUCUCUGAUGAAAAGAAGAGACUUGUUGCUUACCAUGAGGCCGGGCAUGCAUUAGUUGGUGCCUUGAUGCCAGAAUAUGAUCCAGUAGCAAAAAUAUCUAUAAUUCCGCGUGGACAGGCAGGUGGGCUUACGUUUUUUGCUCCAAGUGAAGAGAGACUUGAGUCGGGAUUGUAUAGUCGGAGCUACUUAGAAAAUCAGAUGGCUGUUGCACUUGGUGGAAGGGUUGCCGAAGAGAUUAUAUUCGGACAAGACAACGUAACAACUGGGGCAUCCAGCGAUUUCAUGCAAGUCUCAAGGGUUGCAAGACAGAUGGUCGAGAGGUUUGGGUUCAGCAAGAAGAUCGGGCAAGUGGCCAUAGGUGGUUCUGGUGGAAACCCAUUUCUCGGACAACAGAUGUCAUCCCAGAAAGACUACUCCAUGGCGACAGCAGACAUAGUGGAUGCCGAAGUCAGACAGCUGGUCGAGACAGCAUACAACCGGGCCAAGCACAUAGUCACCACACGAAUCGACAUUCUACACAAACUUGCUCAAUUACUGAUCGAGAAAGAAACGGUUGAUGGAGAGGAGUUCAUGAGCCUCUUCAUAGACGGCCAAGCUGAACUCUACAUCGCCUAA